AUGAGACUUCUGUUGUGGGUAUUCUCCCUGGCACACUUCGUGUCUCUUGUGAGUGCUGAAGGCGAUUGUAUCCAUACGUGGUGUGAUACAUGUCUGCCUGUGACGAUCCACGAUGCACCCGGCGUUGGCUUCGAUCUGACACCUCUAUAUGGGACGGCCGUGGUGCAUUACUACAAUGGAACUGUUGUUGAGGUUGCCAAGAUCCAGGGGAGCCCAGAAUACCUCGAGCUUAUGGCACGCCUGGCUACAUCUAAGCCAUCACCGCAACCAACUCUCAAUUUCAUGCGCGAAAUUCCAAUUCCAUCUCGUUUAUUGGAAUAUCUCUUCCCAAGCAGGUCGUCGCCGUGGAGAGACUGGUGGCGUUGGCUGAACAUGAAAAUAGGCCGACCGAUCAAAGCAGACGAUGUCGAGAUCAUUAGUGACUUGCUCCAAGAACUGAAAAUCGCCACCGAAAAGACAAUCUUCCAGCCUCUGGAUAGGGUUGCCGUUACAGAGCCGGGUUUCCAGUCGCUUGACGCGGAGACGACCAACGCUGCACUUCGAAUUCUAGGUCUACGCACAUGGGUACGCGACAGCGUUUAUUACGCCUCUCGCUUAGUGGAAGGAGAUGCUGUGUAUGCAGCGAACGGUUAUGGACUGUGCACCAACUACGAGGAUCGUUUCCAAUGCUCGGACGAAUUUGAAGACUCGUCGGUACCUACCGUUUUUGUGGUUUCCUACAACCACAAUCUCUUAUACACUAGUAUUAUGGACCUUACUAGUGGUGAAGCUUUCCCCCACAGUUCAAGUCUUGAGGCGCAACUCGUCGACUACGAGCUUGGCCUAGAUAGUCUUCUCGAGAAUGAUCGAGGCCGAACCGUGUUAUUGGAUCGCCUCCGUUCACAACUCCAGAUCCUUCCUCGGGAGUCCAAAUAUACGGUCACGCAUAUCUUCUUAGCCGGUGAGAGCGUCACACACCCCCAUUUCCUGGCUACCCUCAGGGACUCUAUGUCCGAACUCUCGCUUGAUUCUGCCACUGCGAAAAUUCAACUCGCAAUAGAUCCAACUUUUGCAGCGGCGCGGGGUGCAGCACUUUACGCACGAAGGCGCCAGGAGGUGCCCAGCGAAUGCUAUGAAAGAGGAGAAUGCGAAGAGAUGAGGAUGCACGAGCGAUUACGCACUUCCACGCGAGAGGAACUUCGGUAA
Penicillium arizonense is the source of this 1185-nucleotide messenger RNA. RefSeq lists its product as uncharacterized. Lineage: Eukaryota; Fungi; Ascomycota; Eurotiomycetes; Eurotiales; Aspergillaceae. The coding region runs from base 1 to 1185 and encodes 394 amino acids. The transcript is spliced from 2 exons. The record is from RefSeq and is a predicted model, not a curated record.